AUGGGCCGUCUGAUUGUUAUUGGAGGACUGAGAGGGUGCAUUGAUAUGGGGAUAACACUUCAGUCUAUGGUGGUGAAAGCUAUUGCAAAUCAUCGCAAACGCAACCGUAGGAAUGAUCUCUUUAACCAAAUGGAGACAAAGCUUGAUGAACUCAGAAUAGGGCCGAUAAUACACAAGGAAGACGAUGAGACUUUUAAGAGAGGAUUUAUGUCAAAGAAGACAUGGUCCUUGAUCCAGGAAGUCAGUCCGCAGCAGCCUUGGUACCAUGGGAUUUGGUUCAAGCACUCAACCCCAAAGUAUUAUAUCCUUGCCUUGUUGACGAUCCGCAAUCGCCUAGCGAAGGGUGAUCGUAUGGUUUCAUGGAACAGGGACGCAAAUACAGUUUGUAGCUUAUUCCACGAUCCCAUGGAGACUCAAGACCAUAUAUUUUUCAGGUGCCGAUACACUAGCCUGGUAUGGAGGUCAUUAUGCGGAGGACUCCUUGCUGAACGGUUUACGUCAGACUGGUCGGAAAUCAUUCCCAUCAUCACUGUCUCUUCAAGCGAUGCUGUCAAAAUUUUCUGA
Molecule: messenger RNA, 564 nt
Organism: Eutrema salsugineum
Lineage: Eukaryota; Viridiplantae; Streptophyta; Magnoliopsida; Brassicales; Brassicaceae
Exons: 1
Coding region: 1-564 (187 amino acids)
Source: RefSeq, a predicted model, not a curated record